This is a messenger RNA of Periconia digitata, 1461 nucleotides long. Lineage: Eukaryota; Fungi; Ascomycota; Dothideomycetes; Pleosporales; Periconiaceae. The record is from the annotation of a GenBank genome assembly.
AUGAUUUUUACCAAUAUUGUCUCUUUAUCAUGGCUUCUUGCCAUCUCCCGUGCAACGGCUGCUUCAACGCCAACUGCACUUCAAGUUCGCGCAGCUCCUGCUGUGCCACCUUGUGACUACAAGUUCUUUACGCAGAAAAUUGAUCAUUAUGGACAAUGCGAGGGGGAGUUCCAACAGCGCUUCUCCUUGUUCACCGAGUUUUUCGAGCCAGGAGGACCCAUCAUGUUCUACCAGGGAGAAGAAAUUACACACGUCGAAUGUGGAAAUGACACGAUUCUAUACGAAUGGGCCAAAGAGCUCAAAGGGUUGGUCGUUUCUCUUGAGCAUCGUUACUUUGGCGCCAGCAAGCCUGUCGGGAACGAAUCCAGCAAGAUUGAGAAUCUCAAAUACCUUACUCUUGAGAACGUCAUGGAUGAUGCGGUAGAGUUUCUCGGCCAAGUCAAGGAGAACGUGACGGGAGCAGCAGAUAGUAAAGUCAUCAUGGCGAGUGGAUCUUAUGGUGGAUUCCUUUCGGGUGUAUUCCGCCUCAAUCGACCCGAGACAAUCUAUGGAGCUCUUGCUUCGGCAGGCCCCGUAAUGGGCUUCGGCAACAGCACCAACGACCCGACUGUCUAUAACUGGAACAAUUGGGUCAAUCGAGUGUACCAAGAUCGCUCUAUAGUAGCUGCUCGAAAAAUCCAAAAAGGAUUCGCUGAGCUCGUCGGGCUCGUCAAGACAAACGAUUUCCCUACCCUUCAAUCCAAACUCGGAUUAUGCAGUCCUCCAACUAACCAGACCGCUCCUUUGAUCCCAAUGCUCCUAUCCACCAUCUUCGGCUUCGUCGCCGAAUUCAACUACCACAAAGCGCGACCCGUUAGCUCCCUCAUCUACCCCCUCGACCAAGCCAUCCGCAUAGCAGAGACUGAGCCAGACCAUCUCCAAGUGCUCAAUCGCACAGCUUGGCUGUACAUCGACACGCUAAAUAUCCCGUGCUGGGACGCCGACGUCAAAAUAAUGGAACAACUCAUUUCAUAUAUCGAACAGCCAUAUUUCCAGUACAUCACCUGCACCUUCUUCCCGAAUGUGGCGGCGGGAUACGUGGCCGAGGGACUCCUCUUCCCGCCCAACUCGAAUUCCGAUGCUGGUGUUCCUCUGGCGUGUCAACAGCAGUUCAACGUCACGCCCAUGACCAAGGACGAAAUCGAGUCGCGCUACCACCUCAGCAAGGAAGAUAUCCAGAACAGCAAAAGAAUUAUCUGGAGUAGGGGCGAGUACGAUCCUGCUAGUUCGGUUGAGCCCGCUGAGUUGCCGCUGGAUGAGGAUCGCAUGGCGAGUCGGACGCUGUUUGCGCCGCGCGUGGCGCACAUGGAGGAUGUGUUCCGGUCUGAUGGUGAGGAUCCGGUGGAGCUGACUUGGUUGAGGGAGAGGGAGUUGGAGAUUAUCAAGGGGUGGCUUGAUCCGGUGGAGGUGUUUGAAGCGUAA